ACUCUCGUCAGUCUGUAGUCUACUUUCGCGCGCCUCUGAAGCGUUACGCUCAAAUAAUCACAAACGUAAACAAAUAGUUUAAUUACGUGCCAGUUACAGUGGAUUAAGUAUUACCGUUUAAAAUGGUCGGUCGACCGAAGUCGCCGUGUGAGGCGCUGAUACCGCAGUUUUACGCCGGCCGCUCCGUCUUCAUCACCGGAGCCACCGGACUCAUGGGAAAGGUGCUGAUAGAGAGGCUGCUGUCCACAUGUCCUGACAUCGGCAAGCUCUACCUCCUCGUGCGGCCCAAGAAAGAAGUCCUGCCUGAAAAACGCCUUCAAGGACUCAAAGAUUCGAUGGCGUUCGCGAACCUCCGUCAGCAGCGGCCAGCUCAGCUGGAGAAGCUGUGCAUCAUCCCUGGAGACGUCAGCCUGCCCGGCUACGGCCUGUCUCCGGAGUCACUGCAGCAGCUUAAAGAAGUGUCCAUUAUUUUCCACUCGGCGGCAACGGUGAAGUUCGACGAACCUCUACCAGCUGCCGUCGAGAUGAACAUCAAAUCCGUCAUCAGGCUGAUGGACAUCUGCGAUACACUACCUAAACUGGAGACGCUAGUGCACGUGUCGACGGCGUACAGCAACCCGGAGCGCUAUGUGGUGGAGGAGCGCGUGUACGAGCCGCCCACAUCAGUCGACAAGCUGCUCAGCGUCGUCGAGUGUUUGCCGCAACACAUACUUGACACCGUCACCUCCAAAUUUAUCAGCCCCAAGCCCAACACAUACACGUACACGAAGGCGAUGGCGGAGGUGGUCGUCAACACGCGACCAAAAAGGCACUACUCCGUUGCCAUAUUCAGACCUACUAUUGUGAUAAGCGCGAAGCAGCAUCCGUUCCCAGGCUGGAUAGACAACCUGAACGGUCCCAGCGGGGUCAUCGUGGCGUCAGGCAAGGGUCUCCUGCACGUGUUCCUCCGCUCCCCUGAUGUUGUCGCUGAUCUCCUGCCUGUCGACAUCGCCAUUGACACAAUGAUCGCGGUCGCCUGGGAGACUACAGUUGACAAAUUGCCGGAAGCUCGAGUGUACAACUGCAGCACAUACGAGAACCCCACUUGCUGGGACCAAAUGGAACGAAAUUUACGCAGGAAUUUCCCCAUCACACCCUUGGAUGAUGCGCUUUGGUAUCCCAGUGCUUUCUGUGUGUCUAACACGUAUUCAUACAUGUUGCUAGUGUUUCUACUGCAAACGUUACCACUGACUCUUGCGGAGUACGUAACACGUAUAUUCGGCAUGAAGAUGAAAUUUAACUUGGUAAUGGUCGAGCAGAAGAUUCGGAAUAUGACAGAAGUUCUAUCAUUCUUCUCCAUGAGAGAAUGGCAGUUUAGAACUGACAACGUGUGCAAGCUCAGGGAUCGACUUACGCUGAGCGAUAAGGCAAUAUACAAUUUGGAUCCGAAGAGCAUAAACUGGGAUGAGCAAUAUGCUUCUUUUGUGCUUGGAGUAAGGAAGUACAUACUCAAAGAAAAGGACGAAAAGCUACCAGAAAGCAGACGACAUCUUAACAGACUAUACUACCUACACAAGUGCGUGACAGUUUUCUUCAUAGCGGUGGCGGUGCGGCUGAUCAUGCAAAAUCACUGGAUCAGGACGAUAGCGAGCGACGUAGCCAGAGUCACCUUCUUCGUGAUAUUCAGUUUUAUAUCACAGUUUGUGGAGCUAUCAUGAGGAUUGUGAACUUGUUUUGUGUGUUAAGAGACAUUGUAAAAAGUAUUGUAAGAGAAAGACUAUUGAAUGUUUAGCAUGGAAAGUGAAAAUUGUCUAAGGAAACAUACU
Molecule: messenger RNA, 1805 nt
Organism: Aricia agestis (brown argus)
Lineage: Eukaryota; Metazoa; Arthropoda; Insecta; Lepidoptera; Lycaenidae
Product: putative fatty acyl-CoA reductase CG5065
Exons: 13
Coding region: 123-1697 (524 amino acids)
Biological process (GO): long-chain fatty-acyl-CoA metabolic process
Cellular component (GO): peroxisome
Molecular function (GO): alcohol-forming very long-chain fatty acyl-CoA reductase (NADP+) activity
Source: RefSeq, a predicted model, not a curated record